Messenger RNA from Nerophis ophidion (straightnose pipefish), 9973 nucleotides. RefSeq names its product trichohyalin-like. NCBI's taxonomy places the organism in Eukaryota, Metazoa, Chordata, Actinopteri, Syngnathiformes, Syngnathidae. The record is from RefSeq and is a predicted model, not a curated record. The transcript has 14 exons. Gene Ontology annotation, molecular function: protein binding. The coding region runs from base 342 to 7481 and encodes 2379 amino acids.
AGGCAAGUGAGCGAGAGCAAGAGGGGAAGUCAGUGACGUGGAGCUUACUGCACGCAGUGCUACGUUCCGACGACGAGUCAGCGUCGAAGGUCUUUAUACUGUCGUCCCUCAUCAAAGCCAGCCAAGAUGAGAGUAAGAAUAUUUUCUAUUACAACUACCAGUUAUCGAUUUCCACAUGGGAGCAUCCUUGCGAUGUAAAGUACCGCCAACUGGUGGCUCAAGAGCGUGAGCGGCUCAAGCGGAGUGCUCUCCUUUUGGACUCAGAAGGCAAACAUGACAUAGAAGAAGAGGGGUCUGUUAGAACAACAAAUGACUGCAUAGACACUGAUGCAGUGGAGAAGAUGACCGAGCCAGGAGUGUAUAAGAAAGCUCAUUCUGAGAACCAAACUACUGAAGCAUCCCAGCAACAGCAAUCAGGAGAGUGUCUGGCUUCUGACCACUCUUCUAACCAUGACAUCACUGAGAGGGGGGAAGAGCAGUAUGUCGAGAGCCACCUUGAGUCCACAGCAAGCACGAGUAGCCUACAGAUCCCUGAGGAGCACCAUGAUGAAGAACCUACUCUUUCUGAAGAAGAGAUUAGGGAAUUUGCACGGGAUAUAGGCAUUGAACCUGAUAGAGAGCAAGAGCUUAUGUGGCUUGCCAAGGAGGCAAUUGUUGCUGGACUUCCUCCAGGAUGGUUGGAGCGAGAAGAUGAAACUGGGAAUGUUUACUAUCACAACUGCCACAAGGACACAUCCAUUUGGGAGCAUCCCAGAAAGGAGUACUACUGUAAGCUGGUGCUUCAGGAGCGUGAGCGUAUGCAGCGCGCAGCUGUGGAUGGGGCCAAUGUGAUGAAGACGAACAAGAAGAAAUCCAAAGAGAAACUUGAGCAAAAGAAAAUGACCAAUGACAUAUUCAAAACACAGCAAAAUGUAUGCAAUAUCCAUGUGAAUCCAGCAGAAGAGAUUACAAAGGCCAAUUCUAAAGUAGAUAGUACUGAAUACCCACAGAAAAAGGUGUCAGGAAGGCUGCAUAUUGAAGUGAGGGAAGAAGAGUGGCGAUCAGAGAAUGCAAUGAGGGUCCAUGCAGACAAAAAUCCACCUCCACCUGGUACCUUAGUGUCCAAAAGUCUACCAUGCCAUGAGGAGCAAGAUGUAUGGCUGAUACAAAAAACACCUAUUGAUCUACAAACAAUAGAAACAUCUGAAUGUCAACUUCAUCCUAAUUCCAAAUCCCAAACCAAACAUCCGGAACACUCUGUAGAAAAUUUUAAGAGCCUAGUGGAAGAACAUCAGAAGUGUGAAAUCCAGCUUGAAGAGGAGAGGGUAGCGAGGGAGGAAAAGAGGUACCGUUUGGAAAAAGAGAAGCGCAAUCUGAGACAGAGAAACGUAGAGAACGAGAAAAGAAGUGAUGAAAUUGAUUGGAAGGGGGAUCUCGCACAGUUGAUGAGAGAGAAAGAGCUUAACUUGAAUCUUGGUGAAAACAAGGUAAAGAAAGAGGAUCAUGAGAAAGUGGGGGAUUUAGAUAAUCAGAUGGAAAUGGGAACAUGUAACCACCAGGAGGACAUGAGGAAAGAAGAGGAGGCCAAGUGUUUGCUGGAGAAAGAGAAGGUAAGACUUUUCCACAAGGAACAACAAGGUAGAGCGGAAGAGGAGGUCAAGAAGUUGAAUAAGGAAAAGGAAAUUGGCAAACACAGCUUCCAGAAUGAGCUGAAGAGAAAAGAAGAGGAGGCAGAAACUUUAACAGUCAAGGAGCAGUCAACAAACCACAAAGAUAUAAAGAGGGAGGAAGAGGUAGAGGCAGAGCACUUUAUGAGGGAGAAGGAAAGAAAACAAUUGUAUCAGGUGGCGCUGAAAAGGGAAGAAGAGGAUGCUGAGAGGUUGAAAAGAGAAAAAGAGGCGAGAACCUGUCUUCGACUGAAAGAGCUGAGAAAUGAGGAAGAGAUGGAGGCAAAGCGUUUAAAGAAGGAUAUGAAAUUAAGACUACGUUUUUGUAUGGAGGAACUGAGUAGAGAUGAAUUUAAAUGUUUGGAUCAAUUCAAAAGGGAAAAGGAUAAGAGAAUACAUUCACGCCAAAAGGAGCUGAAAAGAGAGGAGCAGGAGGAGGCAGAACAAUUGAAGAAGGAGCAGCUGCUAAGGAUACAUGUCUUACAGGAGGAACUAAGCAAAGAGGAGGAGGAAAAGCGUGAGCAGUUGAAAAAAGACCGGGAGAUAAGAAUGCGCCUCCGACUGGAGGAGCUAAAAAGAGAGGAAGAGGAGGAGGUAGAACAGUUGAAGAGGGAGAGAGCAAGGAGGAGUAGGAAGGAGGAAGAGGAGGCAGAAAGAUUUAAAGAGUCCAUAAUGCAUCUUCGUCGGCAGAAAGAGAUGAUGGAAGAGCAAAAACAGGAGAUUGAGUUGUUGAACCGUGAAAGAGAGAAGCAGAUACAUCUCAGACGGGAGGAGCUAAAAAAAGAAGAAGAAGAACAUUUGAAACGGUUGAAGGCAGAGAAGGAGGCAAGAAUGUGUCAGCACUGGGAAGAGCUGGUGAAAGAGGAAGAGGAAACGCGAAAGCAAAAGGAAGAAUGCAUAAGAGCAGAGACUGAAAAGAAACUCCGUCUUUACAGGGAGCAGCUGAGUAAAGAAGAGGAGGAGGAGGAAAGGCGGUUGAAACUGGAGAAAGAGAAAAUAAUUUGUCUUCACCAGAAGGAGCUGAGGGAAAAGGAAGAAGAAGAGUGGGAGCAGUUGAAAGCAGAAAAAGAGGCAAGAAUGUGUCAGCGCCGGGAACAGCUGAGGAGAGUUGAAGAGGAGGAGGCUAAGGUGUUAAAGCAGGAGGAGACAAGCCUGAAAACAGAGGCUGAGCAGAAAAUUUUCCACCAGAAGGAGCACCUAAAGAAAGAGGAAGCGGUGGAAGUAGAGCGGCUGAAGAUGGACAAAGAGAUGAGAGUGCAUUUCCGCCAGGAGGAGCUAAGGAAGGAGGAAGAGGAGGAGAUAGCCAGGUUGAAACAGGAAAAGGAGACUAGAAUGCAGCAGUGUUCCAAGGACUUAUUUCGAAAGGAAGACGAAGACAUGAUGCAGUGGAAGGAGGCAAGAAUUCGCUGUUUCCAAGAAGAGCUGAGGCGAGAGGAAGAGGAGCAGAUGGAGAGGCUGAAACAGGAGAAGCAGACUAGAAUGCAUCUCUACCAUGAAGCCCUACUUCGAGAGGAGGAUAAAGACGUGAAGCGGUGGAAGAGUGAGAAGGAAGCAAGAAUUCGCUGUCACCAAGAAGAUUUGAGGAAAGAGGAAGAAAUGAUCAAUACAAAAAUGGGCCUAUGGAAGGAGAAGUUGAUGAGAGAGCAAGAGGAGGCGGUGCAGCAGUUGAGGGCAAAGAUGGAAAUGAAAUUGUGCCAACGUCGGGAGGAUCUGAAGAAAGAAGAAGAAGUGCAGGCACAGCGCUUGAAGGCUGAGAUGGAAAUGAGAUUUCAACUCCGCCGGGAGGAGUUAAGCAAAAAGGAAAGGAAUGUGGCUGAGCAGUUACAGAGGGAGGAGGCGGCAAGUUUUCAUAUCCAUAAAGAAAAGCUUAGAAGAGAAGAAGAGGAAGAGUUGGAACAGUUGAAAACGGAAAAGAAGUUGACAAUGCAACACCACAAGGAUGAGCUAAAGAGAGAGGAACAGGAGGAGGUUGAGCAGCUGAAGAAGGAGAAGGAGGCAAAAAUACGCUGUUGUUUGGAAGAGUUAAACAAAGCAGAAGAAAGAAAGUUGGACGAAAUGAAGAGGGAGGCAACUAAAUUAAAGAUGGAGGCGGAAACAAGAAUGCGCCUCUGCAAAGAGGCGCUGAAAAAAGAGGAAGAGAAAGCAGUAAAGGAGAUGAAGACUGAAAAUGAAACGAGAAUACGUCAACGCCGGGAAAGGUUGAAGAGAGAUGAACAGGUGGAGGUGAAGCAAAUGAAGGCAGAUAUGCAAGCAAGGAUACGUCUUUGCAAGGAGGAGCUGACGAGAGAGCAAGAAGAGGCGAUGCAGCAGUUGAAAACUAAGAAGGAAACACAUAUGCAUCUCUGCGAGAAACUGAGGAGAGAGGAAGAAGAGGAGAUACAGCAGUUGAAGACUAAGAAGGAAACAAAUAUAAAUAUCUGCAAGGAGGAACUGAGGAGAGAAGAAGUAGAGAUGCAGCAGUUGAAGAUUAAAAAGGAGACAAAUAUACGUCUUUGCAAGGAGGAACUGAGAAGAGAGGAAGAAGACAUGCAGCAGUUAAAAACUAAGAAGGAAACAAAUAUAAAUCUCUGCAAGGAGGAACUGAAGAGAGAAGAAGUAGAGGAGAUGCAGCAGUUGAAGAUUAAAAAGGAGAAAAAUAUACAUCGCUGCAAGGAGAAACUGAGGAGAGAGGAAGAAGUGGAGAUGGAGCAGUUGAAGAAUGAGAAGGAAACAAAUAUCCAUCACUGCCAGGAGGAACUGAGGAGAGAGGAAGAAGAGCAGAUACAGCAGUUGAAGGCUAAAAAGGAAGCAACAAUACGUCUCCACCAGGAGGAGCUGAGAAAAGUGGCUGAGGAGGAGGUGAAUCAGUUCAAACAGAAUAUAGAGAUGAGAAUGCGCCUCUGCCGGGAGGAGUUACAGAGAGAGGAAGAUGAGGUGGAGAUGUUGAAGAGGGAGGAGAAGAAGAAAAAAAAAGAGAUUGAGCUGAGAGUGCGUCUUCAGCAGCAGGAGCUGAAGAAAGAAGAAGAUGAGUCAGAGCGUUUAAAGACCAUCAAGGAGACCAGAAUAAGCCUCCUGUUGGAAAAGCUGCGCAAAGAAGAGCAGGAAGAGGCACAACGUUUAAAAGAGGGGAUUGGAAAGAGAAUGCAACUCCACCAGCAGCAGCUCAUGAUAGAGGAAGAAGAGCAGUUGGAGUGUUUAAAAACUGAAAAGGAGACAAGAAUGAAUCUCUGUCUAGAAAAGUUGCGCAGAGAUGAAGAAGAGGAGGUGCAGCAUAGAAAAAGUGAGCUCGAAAAGAGAAUACGUCGCCACCAACAGGAUAUUAAGAGAGAGGAAGAAGCUGAAGUGGAGCGUUUGAAAGCAUCAAAAGAAACAAGAUUGAGCCUCUACCAGGAGGUGGUAAAUCAAGAGGAACGUAGAGAGUUGGAGCGUUUGAAGGAGGAGAAGGAGUUAAGAAUGCACCACCACCAAGAGAACCUGUGGAGAGAAGAAGAAGAGGCAGCGGAGCAGCUAAAGAUUGAAAAGGGGAGGAGAAUGCUUCUCCAGCAGGAGCUACAAAGAGAGGAGGAAGAGAAGCAGGAGGCGGAACAGCUUGAUAGGGAGCUCUAUUUGAAGGCAGAAAUGGAGAGAAAAAUCUGUCUGCUCCAGGAGGAGCUGAGAAAAGAAGAGGAGGCUCAAGUUGAGUGCUUAAAGAGGGAGACAGAGAAAAGAAUACGUCUUCGAAAGGAAGAGAUGAGGAGGGAGGAAGAAGAAGAGGUUGAGCGGUUAAAGCGGGAAAAAAUUAAGAAGAUACGACUACGGCAGGAAAAACUGAGGAGAGAAGAAAAUGUAGAAAGGUUGCAAAGCGAAAAAGAGACCAGACUGCGUCUCCGUCAGGGCAGGGAGAAGGAGAAAAAGAGAACACAUGUCCGUCAAGAGGAAGUGACCAAAGAGGAGGAGGUCGAAUCACUAACAAGGGACAAGGAGAAACAGUCCCGUCUCCCCGAGGAAGAUCAGACUAAAGAAGAAGAGACACAGAAACAAAAGAAAGAAAAGGAGGAGCAAAUCGAUUUUUGCAAAGAAGAGCUUAGUGGAAAGGAACAGGACACUGAGCAGGAAAAGAGAGACAAAGAAAGGAGAGCACAUCCACGUCAGGAGAAGCCACGGAGAGAAGAUAUUAUGGAGCGCCUUAGAGGAGUAAAAGAAUGCAGAAUGCGUUUUCCUCAGGAGAAGCAACAGAGAGAAGAGGUGGUGGAUCAGAAGAGAAAGUCUCCACCUCAGGAGAAACUGAUUCCAGAGAAGGUGGAGACAGAUUUGUUAAACAUGGAAAUAGAGACCAAAACAUAUGUACACCAAGACGAGCCUAACCGAGAGGAAGAGGUGUCAGAGUGUUUAAAGCCAGACAAUGACAACAACAAUCUUUUCCAUCAGCUGAAUGUGAGUAUAGAGGAAAAUGAGGACGCUAAUGAGGAUGCUUUUAGAUCAGCAAUGAGGAAGAAUGAAAAAGAGAAGUGUACGUGUCUCCACCAGGAGGAACUAAGAGAAGAAGAGGUGGAGACAGAUCGAUUUAAGAGGGACAAAGAGCGAAGAACAUAUGGACGCCAAGAGGAACUAAGUAGAGAAGAUCAACGUCAAGAGGAGCUGAGUAGAGAAGAGGAGAUGGAGAUUCAGCGGUUGAAAAAGGAGAAGGAGACAAGAACACUUCUCCUCCAGCAGGAACUGAGGAGGGAAGAAGAGGAGAAGGCACUGUUUUUUAAAAAGGAGAAAGAGAGACGAACACUACUACGACAAGAGCAGCUGAAGAAAGAGGAAGAGGAGGAGGCGGAGUACUUGAAGAGGGAAAAGGAAAAGAGACUGCAUCUUUGCCAGGUGGACCUCAUGAAAAAGGAAGAGGAGAACAGGUUGAACAGGGAGAAGGAAAAAAGAACACGUCUCCACCAGAUAGAGCUAAGUAAAGAAGAAGAGGAGGAGCGGUUCAGGAGGGAGCAGGAGUUGAGACUGCGUCUUCGCCAUGAGGAACUGAUCAAGGAGGAAGAGGAGGAGGCGGAAAGGUUGAAAAUGGAAAAGGAGAAGAGAAUGCAAUUACACCUAGAAGAGCUGAGGAAGGCAGAGGAGGAGGAAGCCGAAAAGUUAAAAAGGGAAAAAGCGAAACGAAUGCAACUUUUUCAGGAAGAGUUGAGGAGAGAGGAAGAGGAGGAACGGUUGAGAAAGCAGAAGGAAACCAGGCUGCGCCUCUGCCUGGAAGAACUGAAGCGACAGGAAGAGGAGGAGAUGGCGCAGCUAAAGAGGGAGAAGGAGAAGAGAAUGCGCCUCUGUCAGGAAAAGUUAAGAAGAGAGGAAGAGGAAGAGGUGGAGAGGCUGAAGAGGAAGAAGGAGAAAAGAAUGAAUCUCCACCAGGAAGACCUCAGGAGGGAGGAAGAAGAGGAAGUGGAGCAAUUGAAGAGGAAAAUGUGCAUCUUCCAGUUGGAAUUGAGGGGCGAUACUGAGGGAAAUUUGGAGAGAUUGAGAGAAAAGAGACUGCGUCUUCAAGAAAUAGAUAUGAGGGGAGAAGAGGAAGAGAAGAAACUGAAGACAGAGUACAGGGAUAGGCUCAGGGCGCUGCGACUGCGUCUCAUGACAUGGAGGAAAGAAGAGAAGGUUUUGUUGAACAAGUUAUCUGACCAGAAUGAAGAAUUAACAGAAUGUGACCAAGAGAUAGACGACGAGCCAUUCAGGCUCCAGACAGUGGACAUAUGCAUUGACAGGGGAUCAGACCAGUCUACUCAGAUAAGGCAGUACUUUGAGCAUCUGAGGGCGGAAGCAGAGGAGCUGCAGGAAAACCAGAUGUUUUACAGUCACGAGCAGCUUGGAGAUGUGAAGAUUUGUGAUCCGAUCCUUUAAUCUCCUUCUGAACUGGUGACAUGGUAGCACAGAAACACGUUCUACAUCUGCAAGGUCUCGGCAUCAGAGCAUCUUUGUGGACUUAAAAAAUCAGCACCGAAAUCAGUCGGCCAGUGGUGAAAAAGACCACCGUUGGAACAAUUAUUGGAAAUUAGAGAAACUUCAAUGCCGCCCUCGCUCCAUUCUUAGCUUCUGGUGUGAGGACCAUUCUGAGAAAGCUGACUUACCCACAAUCAAGCAAGAAGAGCUGGGUAACGAUCUCAGGAGAGUUGGGACCAGUUUGCCUGAAAAACACCCAAAUGGUGCAGAGAAGACCUGGAAGACCAAAAUGAAGCUCUUUGGCACAACUAAUUAAUUACAUCAGCUGUUCUCUGCUACAGGAAGACUUCAUGGACCGGAAUGGAUGAUGAACUGGGCCGUUAGCAGAUACAAAAUCAUCUUAAAAUUCACAUAAAAAGCUAAUGUGCUUAUAAUGUCUUUACGAUCCUAUCAGGUCAGGAAGUGUAGUAUCUACUAGACUAUGAAAUAACAUGCAUUCCAUAUGGUGGAAGAUUGCUUUCCUAUGGAGCUAGUAGACCGACAUUCUUGUAAACAGUGGUACAUCAUUGUGAGCAGGUAAUAAAGUGUAGCCAUUAAGUCUGACGUGCACAAGAGAGGAUGUCAAUGGCAUAAAAGGACGGGUUUGUUCUCCUUGAGUACCUGACACCAUGCUUAAGAUUAUCAACGGACUAGCUCAGUGGCCUAGUGGUUAGAGUGUCCGCCCUGAGAUCGGUAGGUUGUGAGUUCAAACCCAGAGUCAUACCAAAGACUAAAAAAAUGGGACCCAUUACCUCCCUGCUUGGCACUCAGCAUCAAGGGUUGGAAUUGGGAGUUGAAUCACCAAAAAAUGAUUCCCGAUUCCCCUCACCUCCCAGGGAGUGAUCAAGGGUGAUGGGUCAAAUGCAGAGAAUCAUUUCGGCACACCUUGUAUGUGUGACAAUCGUUGGUACUUUAACAUUAUUUCGAUCCGUAUGAGCUGGUUGUCUGUUUUGACGUUCGCUGGUCAAUUCCUUCAAAACUUCAGUAAACCUUGACGAAAAACGAAUGCGCUCAAAAAAAGUGUUACAGUAAGUCUUUUUUUUUUUUAAUCUUUCAACGCUUUAAAUUUUUCAACAGCUUAUAUUUAAAGUUUUUAUAUAUUUGUAAUGUUUUUUGUAUUUUAAAUCUUUUUAUGCCAUUUUUGUAAAAAAAAAAAAAAAAUUUUUUUAAGUUUUUUUUAUGGUGGGGAAAACUAAAAAUAUGCAAAUGCAAUUCCAAAACAAGUUGCCAGGGGAAUACUUUAAAUGUCGGCCUGGGUCAAUGAUUAAUAACACUGAUUUUGAUGCAUUAUUAUUUUUAGACUUAGACUUCCUUUUUAUUGUCAUUCAAAUUUGAACUUUACAGUACAAAUAAGAACACAAUUUAGUUGCAUUAGCUCAUGGUAGUGCAAGAUAAAAAAAACAAGAGCAUACAUAAAUAAAUAGAUUACUGUACAGAUAAAUAUAUUGUACUUUUUCAAAUGCAUCCACGUUAUCAAUCAAUCAAUCAAUGUUUACGUAUAUAGCCCUAAAUCACUAGUGUCUCAAAGUUAUGGAUGUAUGUUAUAUUGUUUUUAUAUUCCAGCGAGUUUAAUCCGUUUUUGGGGGGAAUCAAGGGGAUUAUUAUGAUGCGUUCAAGAGUCUUACAGCCUGAAGGAAGAAACUGUUACAGAACCUGGUGGUUUUGCUUAGAGCCCAGCAGUGAAAACAGUCCUUGGUGGGGGUGUUUGCAGAUUUUCUGAGCCCUGGUUAGGCAGCGGCUUUUUGCGAUCUCCUGGAUAGGAGGAAAAGGAGUCCUGAUGAUCUUUUCCGCCGUCCUCACCACUCUCUGCACAGACUUCCAGUCUGAGGCACGGCAGGCUCCAGUCCAGACAGUUUGGAACAAUGUCAUGGAACAAUGACAGUUUCCCAAAAUAGACACACUUAAAAAAAAUGUUAUGUCAUACAUAUACCAUUGUUGCUUCCUAGCAGCUCCACUGUAGACACGGCACAGGAGCCAAGUGUGCAGUUUUAACAAAGUUUUAAUGUGCAUAGAUUUUUGUCAGCUUUAAACAGCAGGACGCGACUUUUCAGUCACGUCCGUAUCCUCUCUCCUCCCAAAUGGAAACAUGGAUGAUACAGUAGAGGAUUGGGAGAAUGUCAUGUGUUUCGAUGAAACCAAAAUAGACUGUUUGGUAUAAACUCAAUUUGUCGUGUUUGGAGGAAGAAGAAUACUGAGUUGCAUCCCAAGAACACCACACCUACUGUGAAGCAUGGGGGUGGAAACAUCAUGCUUUGGGGCUGUUUUUCUGCUAAGGGGACAGGACGAUUGAUCCGAGUUAAGGAAAGAAUGUAUCGUGAGAUUUUAAGCCAAAACCUUCCAUCAGUGAGAGCUUUGAAUGGUUGACCAAAUACUUAUUUUCCACCAUAAUUUACAAAAUAAAUUAUUUAAAAUUC